Messenger RNA from Gadus chalcogrammus (walleye pollock), 4368 nucleotides. RefSeq lists its product as uncharacterized. The transcript is spliced from 9 exons. The record is from RefSeq and is a predicted model, not a curated record. NCBI's taxonomy places the organism in Eukaryota, Metazoa, Chordata, Actinopteri, Gadiformes, Gadidae. Bases 1255 to 2184 code for a protein of 309 amino acids.
UUGUCAUUUAACAAAUGCUUUCAUCCUGAUUUACAAAAAGGAAAUGAAAGAAGCAAGAAACAAUGUUUAAUCUUUACUCUCUUUAAUCUUUAAAUAAAACAUCACAAUAUGUCCUUCUCUCACCAUAGACAUCCUGGUGAGUGUGUGUGGUUGAUCUCAGCAGCCUCAUGUAAAGCAGCCUCCCUCCUCUUACUGAUGGAUGCUGGGAUGUGGGUGAGGCUGCAUGCCUGCGGUGCAAUGAAGCCACACAGGUUGACCCAGCCGUCACUAGGGUUGGCCAUCGUUUGGAUUUUAACAAUUCUGAUUCAGAUUCAGAUUAUGCUUAUCGAUUUAGAUUCUGGAACUUCUGAUUCUUUGAGGGGCAGGGAAAAAAAGAGGACAGGUUGCCGUGGGUCGUAACCACGGUGAUAGCACGCCCCCUUCAUUCCUAAAACUCUCAGCCCGAAAUGGGCUCAAUGGCACCGUCACUCUUUGGGUGCCUAAAUGUCGGGGUAUUAACCUCUGCGAUCACCACGUAACCAUCAUGUGCAUCUGCCCACGAACAGAAUAAGUUUGCACAGGUUUUGCAUCGUGCAGAACACGUCAUUGUUAUUUACAUAAUGGAGCCAGGCCGAUUUUGUUGCCAGGGUGCAACGCCUGCUGUGGCAGUAAGCCCGAUUCCGACCCUGCAGUAAACCUGUUUUAUACACAAUAAAACAAAUAGCUUAUGACAGGUGAAAACACAUGAACAGGUAAACACAGGCACGUCUAUCCGUCAAGCUGGCAGUCAGUAUCCAUAGCAGCAGCUAGAGUUCUCGCAACAAAAUUGUAAUUGAUUAUAAUUAUUUGGUUAAUGAUGUAUCAAAGUACUUUUUUUCUUCUGAAGAUGAUUUCACCAAUAUUGAUACAUUUAUAAUUAGUGAGGUGAAGGGGAAAAAAAAAAUAUUUCCUGAACAUGAAGCCUAUAGUUUGGAGUUGGAUCUUUUGCUGAACAAUAACCCAAUAUACUCCUGUGAUGUGGAAGUUAAAAUAGGUGGAUAUUCAAAUGAUAAUUUGAGAUAUCAUCUUUCUAACGUAGAUCUCUAUCUCUAUCUCUCUCACACACAUGCACGCACGCACGCACGGCUGAGGAUGCAACAAUGACAACAAGACUUGGUAGUACUCUGUCACCCAGCCCACAUGAGAAGAAGCCACCACCCACAUGAGAAGGAAAGCCAGCAUCCUUCUCUUCGGCAAAGAACAUAAAGAACUGUUUCAGGAAGUGUUUCAUCAUUCAUGUCUGGACUCAUCGAAACGAUGGAGAUGAUAUUUUUAUUGCUGGGAUUUCUCUUCUUUGUCAAAGGUUGUACUGGCCUUACUCUUUAUGGAGAGGUCGGAGGGACGGCCGUAUUUCAAUGCAACUCAACUAUGGAGAACAUCAAUUCUAUUUACUUUCAAGGAGGCCCAGGUUUUACUGAUUUUAUAAUUGGAUAUCAUAAGACGAAGAACCUCACUGGGCCCAGUCGACCUGACACCUACUUGAACCAUGUGGAUAAAACGGUAACCUUUUGGAAUCUAACCGUCUCAGACGAAGGGACAUACAAAUGCGUCAUAGACCAUGGGGUCGGCCGUGGAAUUACUGAAGACACUACAACAAGACUCAUCCUAAUUGAGCGCCCUCCGACGCCCAGUAUAGAGACCCAGCCACUGUGUAAUGUCAGUUGUGCUCUGAGGUGUACCGCGGACACCACCGAUCUGGGACCGGUCUCCUACGAAUGGAAGAAAGACGAAGGAGAGUGGACCGAGGGUGACGCGCUGAAGAAUAUCAGCAGUUCUGAUACCCCUGAGAAGUUCUUCUGCAGGCUGAAGACCCGUGUGAGGACCAGCAACACCAGCCUGCCCAUGGAAAAUCCACUCUAUAAACCAGUACCAGAUGUUGGGAUGAUUAUCGGAAUAAUUAUUGCCAUAUUAUGCAUUUUUGCUCCAAUUGCAGUAAUGGUGAAGUGUUGUCCGAGCAAUCCACUUUCUAUGUUAAUCCUCCGGAAUGAUUUUCUGAGGAGACGCAUAUUCUGUAACCAGCAACGACCCCAAUCAGCCCCACAAGCCGAUCCAGUAUCAGCAAGCGAAGAAGUCGCAGAACGUGAGAUUCUCGUGCCUCAGCCGCCCGUUGCUGAGGAUUUGGAGUUGGAAACGUUGAAUAAUACAAAUUCAAAUGAAAACAUGUAAGUAGUCACCCAGAGUGGCCUCUACAUUGUUGCCGUCUGCGCAUCUACUAGGCCGCCACUGAAUGUCCAACACCUGGAACACGUUGAUGGGACUACAGACCACUCCAUGUUGCUCUCAACAAGAGCAAUGAGGUCGCUGCACUCGACAGAUCAUUUGUCAAUAUUCCAACAAAGAUCAGACACAUGGAUGUCUGCUGCAACACACGCGUGGCUGAAAGUGGACAAUGACUUCCUGUUUUCCACACAGGUUGAUGAAAUUAGCCUUUGAUGCAACAGAGGGGAUGUUUUAGAUUUUUUUUAGUAUUUAUUUAGCUUGCUGUUUUUUGAUUGUUUUGUUGUCCUGGGACAAACUGAUCAAGUGGAGCUAUCUAGCCUUCUCAAUCUUCUGUGGGGCUAACGCCACUGCAUUGAAAUAAGGUAUCUGGAUUUCUUGCCCCUGAAUUUAACUCUUACAAUUUCCAAUAAAUCAUUAUCAGCUUUAUUUUUCAAUGUUAAAAGAACAGUCUUCCCUGGCGCCGUUUCGGUGGCAUCUCUCAUAAAGAGCUACAGUCAGUGUUUAAUGGCGUUGAUUUACCUUUGAGCAUUUCCUAUUAUAGGCUACUGUGUAAAAUGCUGUUUAGAAUUAAUAUUUAUAUCAAGAAAGAAAGAACCAGCGAGUGACGCUCUUAUUCCUGCUCUCCUUGCUUCUAGCUUCUAGGAUCGUGGGGAUUUUUGACACUUAUUACAAGAUGAACCUUAAAAUAUGACUUAGGCAAAUAUGCUAUGGGGCUAACAACAUAAAAAUACUUGUUUCUGUACCUUUUGCUUGAUCUGGUCUGUAUGUUGUUGUUCCCUGCGCCCAUAUUUAGUACUCUGUAAGACUUGCCUAUUUACAAAAAUAGCCAGGAAACCACACCGUAACCACACCGCAAACUACAGGCAGGUUUAUGUAAUGAGCUCCAUCCGGCUCAUCUGGGUCAAUAUGGGCCGUCUAUGGACUGAAUGGAUGCGAGGUGACUGUGAGAUUCACACAUAAUAAUAAUUAACAAAAUAAGCAUGAGCAACUUUGUUGUAAUUUUAUAACUUUACUGUACACAUAACAGUGUGUGCCGAUAAGUCAAUGGGCUAUGUUUUUUUUUUUUUGUUAUUUAAAAAGGUAUGGUUAGUCUGUAGAUAGUUUUGUAAUUGAUUAGUUGGGUAUGUUGACCCUGGUUAAAGUCCAGUUUAUAGCUGUUUUUUAUUGUGUGGUAUAUUUGCACUCCAAACUCUGUAAAACCAGUAAAGCUACCUCGUUGGGGUCUCAUGGUUUAGGCCCAAAAUAUUUAACUGAUAUGCUUCCAUAAUAUAAGCCUUCUAGACCACUAAGAUACUAAGAGACCAAUCUGUUAAUUAUCCCCAGAGUAAACACGAAACAUGGGAAAGCAGGAUUUAGUUACUAUGCAACAAAUAGCUGGAAUAAAUUCCCUGAGGAUUUAAGAUUUGCCACAACUCUGAGCACCUUUAAAAUAAGACUGAAGACUUUUGUUUGCUUUAGCUUUCUGCUAAAUCUUAAACACAUUGCACUUUCUAAAAAGCUUUUUUAACUUUGCCUUUAUUUUCUAUUUUAAUACUAAAAUGCCUUUUUAACUUUCUAUUUUACUAAUUUCUUUGCAUGUUUUCUUUUACGUAUCUAUUAUUUAAUUUUAUUGUAUGACAAUGUUUAUAUGUGAAGCACUUUGAGUCUGCCUUGUGUAUGAAAAGUGCUGUAUAAAUAAAGUUGCCUUGCCUUGCCUUGCCUUAUGGCAGGGAACAUUGCUUCAGUGAAUAAACAUAACGUCAAUAAAACUUUGAUAGCCUACAUUAACUCGUCCUUGAAUCGAUUUCUGCAUGAGUAAUUUUCCCCGGAAAAGGGGGUGAUAAGAAACAAAACUCCCAUGUUCCGACACUACUUCAAGAGGUCGACAAACUAGGUGUAUUGUGAUUGUCUUGAUUGAGGGGCUCCUGUCGGCAGAAGUUACAUUUACCAUUCAGUUCCUUAGAAAAUAUUCUAAUAAAAUGUAAGUAAUUAAACCUUUACUAUGUAACUUAGUGCCUUAACAAUAUUAAAAUCAAUAUACAGUAUCUGAACAAGUAAAUUCAUCCACUUCAUUCCACCUAGACCUAUUCACAACAUUGUAGCUUUGAAUUACAAGUCUGCUUUUGUCUCUUGGUCAUGAUGUCACGUGCA